AUCAUUCACUACUCAUACUCUACAGUUAACACGACAACAUUAAAUAUUCUAAUAUUCUUAAUAUAAUUCUAUGUAUUUCUAUGUGGACACCACAUUGGCGAUUACCAUUACCGAAGCGGCGACUUGUUGAAACACUGACUGAGCAGUGAGCUCACACCGUAUACCAACGUGAAGCUUGUGUGCUGGCCGCUUAAAGAUUUCCGCCGAAAAUAAAUUUGUAAAUUUUCGAUCAUCUCAGUAUUAAAUACCAGACACAAAAUGAUUACAGACGUCCAAUUAGCUGUAUUUGCCAAUGUAUUGGGUGUUGGCUUAUUUCUUCUAGUUGUUCUUUACCAUUACGUCACAGCAAAUUUCCCAUCAAAAUAAUUUUUUCACCGUUGCAAGUUUAUACACAAUUGUGUUCCAGUAUCUAGUUUAAUAUAAUUCUGUUUAUUUUAAUAUUAUGAACCCAUAUAAUACAUAUAUUUUAUUAUAAUUAUAAUGUUAUAACUUUAAACCUUGUUAGUCCCCCCACAUGAUUAUUUUAUCUUAUGUAUUUUGAAUCAUAAAUGUGUUCUCCCAGUACCUGUUUUUAUAUGAUUUGCAAGUUAGUAUUUAAUCUGUAUUUGUUGUCUCUUAUUUAAGAAAGUAUAACAACAUAAUGAGCUUAAAAAUAAUACGUAAGGCGCUUAGUAUAACCGAAAA
This is a messenger RNA of Rhopalosiphum maidis (corn leaf aphid), 684 nucleotides long. Its product is annotated as dolichyl-diphosphooligosaccharide--protein glycosyltransferase subunit 4. Bases 259 to 366 code for a protein of 35 amino acids. The transcript has 3 exons. Gene Ontology annotation, cellular component: oligosaccharyltransferase complex. The record is from RefSeq and is a predicted model, not a curated record. Lineage: Eukaryota; Metazoa; Arthropoda; Insecta; Hemiptera; Aphididae.